Messenger RNA from Bubalus bubalis (water buffalo), 2875 nucleotides. It is a transcript of the gene NXN, whose product is annotated as nucleoredoxin. Gene Ontology annotation, molecular function: thioredoxin-disulfide reductase (NADPH) activity. Bases 131 to 1438 code for a protein of 435 amino acids. The transcript has 8 exons. The record is from RefSeq and is a predicted model, not a curated record. Lineage: Eukaryota; Metazoa; Chordata; Mammalia; Artiodactyla; Bovidae.
GCUCGCCUCCCGCCUGUGCCCGCCGACGCCGCCGCAGCUGCCGCCUCCGCCCGCCGCGCGGACCGAGGGAGCGGUGUCGCCGCCGCCUGCCCGCCCGGGUGCCCGCGAGCCCGGGCUGCGGUGGGCCAGGAUGUCGGGAUUCCUGGAGGAGCUGCUGGGCGAGAAGCUAGUGACUGGCGGCGGCGAGGAGGUGGACGUGCACUCGCUGGCCGCCCGCGGCAUCUCGCUGCUCGGGCUCUACUUCGGCUGCAGCCUGAGCGCCCCCUGCGCGCAGCUCAGCGCCAGCCUGGCCGCCUUCUACGGCCGCCUGCGGGGGGACGCAGCGGCCGGGCCGGGGCCGGGGCCGGGGGCCGGGGCGUCGGCGGAGCCCGAGCCGCGGCGCCGCCUGGAGAUCGUCUUCGUGUCCUCGGAUCAGGACCAGCGGCAGUGGCAGGACUUCGUGCGGGACAUGCCGUGGCUGGCGCUACCCUACAAGGAGAAGCACAGGAAGCUUAAACUUUGGAACAAAUACCGAAUUUCCAACAUUCCAUCGCUCAUAUUCUUAGACGCCACUUCCGGGAAGGUCGUGUGCAGGAACGGGCUGCUGGUGAUCCGCGAUGACCCAGAGGGUUUGGAAUUCCCCUGGGGACCUAAACCCUUCAGGGAAGUCAUUGCAGGGCCCUUGCUUAGAAGUAACGGGCAGUCCCUGGAGAGCAGCAGCCUGGAGGGGUCUCACGUGGGAGUCUAUUUCUCCGCACACUGGUGUCCACCCUGCCGAAGCCUCACCCGGGUCCUGGUGGAGUCCUACCGGAAGAUCAAGGAGGCAGGCCAGAAAUUCGAGAUCAUCUUUGUUAGUGCGGACAGGUCCGAGGACUCAUUCAAACAGUACUUCAGUGAGAUGCCGUGGCUUGCAGUCCCCUACACCGACGAGGCCCGGCGGUCGCGCCUCAACCGGCUGUAUGGAAUCCAAGGCAUCCCCACCCUCAUCGUGCUGGACCCGCAGGGGGAGGUGAUCACGCGGCAGGGACGGGUGGAGGUGCUGAACGACGAGGACUGCAGGGGCUUCCCGUGGCACCCCAAGCCCGUGCUGGAGCUUUCCGACUCCAACGCUGUGCAGCUCAACGAGGGCCCCUGCCUCGUCCUGUUUGUAGAUUCUGAGGAUGACGGCGAGUCGGAGGCGGCCAAGCAGCUGAUCCAGCCAAUAGCUGAGAAGAUCAUUGCCAAGUACAAAGCCAAAGAGGAGGAGGCGCCGCUCCUGUUCUUUGUGGCGGGGGAGGAUGACAUGACUGACUCCCUGCGAGAUUACACCAACCUGCCCGAGGCUGCCCCUUUACUCACCAUUCUGGACAUGUCAGCCCGGGCCAAGUACGUGAUGGACGUGGAGGAGAUCACCCCCGCCAUUGUGGAGGCCUUUGUGAAUGACUUCCUAGCAGAAAAGCUCAAACCAGAGCCCAUCUAGUGGGGCCCCAGCUUCCCGGGACCUUAUUUAAAACUCAUUCUUCUCCUCCCCCUCCCCCCUCUUCCCGUCACCCUUGGACUUUUCCAGAGUGUUCCGAAUCACACAACCCAAGUGUCCAACCUCUCUGUGGUGCCUUGUUUUCUGCAUUAACUCCUCAGCUAGCACCCUAGGGUGCGCAUACUCUCCAGCAGCAGAAGAAACCACCGUGUUUGGAGACUCUAUUCGGGGAUUCGUGGGGCUGGCAUAACCGGCCAGAAUGAGGGCUGCGGCGCGCUCUUGGUCGCUGGCUCUGGGUGAGGUAUUUUGCGCGCCCCCGGGUGUUCUAACGCCGAGUGGGCACAGACCUUGGGUGCGCCGGCUCUGCCGCGGGUGCUAGAACGCAUGCGCAGAGCCCCAGCGGCUCAGAGCCACGCGGGCGCUCAGGUGGAGCCGGGUGGGGGCACGGCCCUGGAGGUCUUGGCGCAGAACUUCUGCCUGCCAGGACAGCCUUUCCUCAGUGACUUGGUCUGUCUUGAUCUGAGGAGAAAAACACCAGCUUGUCAGUAGUUAUCUUGGGCAGGGGAGGAGCUCCAGCUCUCAAAGGUAACUUGUGUUCUUUUCUGAUGAGAAAGAGGAGCUACAGUAUUGGUUCACGUAGUAAUUGCUUACUUUGAUGGAGCACCUCCCAUGUGAUAAGAAAGAGCUGCUCCUUCCUUCCUUCGAGCUCUUUCUCCCUUGAUCUUGACCUUCCCCCAGUUUCUGCCUUCUCAAAUGGACAGCCCCUCCCAUCUUAGAAUGUUGUUAGUAAGUUCUCGCCUCUGGCCAUCUUCCCAAGAAGAGGCAGUGACGGACCUGCAUUGCCAGAAGAGCACUGUGCCCCCAGCACCCUGUGGCUCUGGGCCUGAGGCCCCUGGAGCCUCUGCCCACCCUUGGUUACCCCUGCGUUCCCUUUUCUUCUCAAAGCAGAACUUUUAAAAAGAGACAAGGAGUUGCCAGAAGCCUAGCUUUUCCCUAAGAACCUGCAGAAAGGGCUGUGCCCUAGGGAGUGCAGGCUGAGGACAGGUCAGCUAAAAAUGGGCCCUGUGUUGGCUCUGCUGGGCCCAGCUCAGCCCCUUCUUUGGGCUGAACUGACCUCAGAAAGGAAACUAGCAGCUGUGCUCUUAGGAUUUGGGGUAGAAGGCUUCCCCGGGUUUCAGCCUAUCUCAGUCAGGUGUCAGGGCCUUUCGGAUCAUCUCAGGCCUCACCUCUGGCUCCACUCACAGCCAACCAAGACCAUUUAUUUGGAAAACCCAGCCCCUUCCAAUUAGCUGUUGACAGCAUUGCUUCUUGCUGAGUGGGAUUGUUCGUUUGUAGUUCAGAGGGACAAGUUGAGUUGGUCAUUAGACUAUUACUGUUACCAGCCUGAAAUGCAAUCACCUAGUAAGAAAUAAAACAGGCAUCUCUGGACGUUAUCAACCA